Molecule: messenger RNA, 3624 nt
Organism: Dendronephthya gigantea
Lineage: Eukaryota; Metazoa; Cnidaria; Anthozoa; Malacalcyonacea; Nephtheidae
Product: putative RNA exonuclease pqe-1
Exons: 14
Coding region: 130-3465 (1111 amino acids)
Cellular component (GO): nucleus
Molecular function (GO): nucleic acid binding; exonuclease activity; metal ion binding
Source: RefSeq, a predicted model, not a curated record
UAUCGGACAGUUGACUUUUGUCUUCACUCUUUUAUAGAACGUAUGUUGCUAGUACUCGCCAGUUAAAUACAAUAUGUAGAAAAUCGCCAAUGGGCUAUUUUGAAUAAUAUAUUAGUUUUGUUUAAGAUUAUGUUUCCUUCUGGCGGCUAUUUUCGUAGUGCAAACUGUCCGUUCUUUCAACAUGGCCUUUGUCACAGACCAUACUGCCAUUUUCGCCACACAAAACCAGAAUACAAACCUAGCUCAACACCAAGUGCCAAACAAAUGCAAAUCACUGUACCAGAAGCAGUCCAAGGAGAAAGCAAAGUUGUCAAAUCAUCAUAUCAACCUUUCAAGAGUACAAAGGAAGAAUCAAGAAUUAAGAGCAAGACUUUGGUGAAAGACAAGGCUGAUGAAACACCAGAUAAAACAAGCCAAUCAACUACCUCUACCAAGCCUCUGUUUAAGAGGACUGCUUUAGAAGAAAAACUGAUUGCAUUUUCAGAGAAUGCAAAUGAAUUCCUUUCUGACUCUGAUAGUAGUGAUGUUGAAACUCUGCAAAAAGAAAAAAAGGCCUUAAAAGGUUCCAAGAUUGAAUAUAGUGUUGCUCCAGAAAACAAGGCUGGAGGAGAAAUCUUAGGCACUAUCUCUAAUGAAAGUACACCAAUUCUCAAAGAAGGUGCUUCUCUUGCAGCCAAAAACUCUCUACCUGUCAAUAGUGUAGUUACAGAAGGUCAAGCUAAACAAGAAAAAACAAUUACGAAAGGCUCUGUUGGUAAAUAUAAUGAUUUAGAAACUGGUGAAAAUACAAUUUCUCAAAGUGUGAGAAAUGAAAUUAAUAAAUCUGAGAAUUGUGAAGGGAAGAAUGCAGAUAAAGAAAAAUGUCAGUCAGAAAGAACUCAACAUAAGUUAUCUAGGGAUGCACCAACAGAUGCUGUGUUAUCUGGAAAUGUUGAAGACAGCAGCAACAGCUGCAAAAAUGAAGUUUUGGAAAAGAUGGAGAUUGAGAAAAGUGAUAAUGAACAAAAUACUAAACCUGAGGAGGUUAAGAGUCUAAACAGUAUAAUCAGCGAUCUGCAAAAAUACGGAACUGGAAUUGAAGUGAAAACUAAAAAGGACAAUCAUAAAGAUGAAAUUGAAAUUGGUAAAAAAGAAAAGCCCAAACCGGAACCUCCUAAAUUGACGGAUGUUAAUUUUUUCAGUGCAAAUGUUUCCAAGCAAAGUAAAAAGAUUUCAAAAGACGAAAAAAGUCCUAAGAAGAAGGAUGCUACUAAACUUAAGAAAGAAGAUGAAAAACGCGAGAAAUUGACAAAGGAAAAGAAAAAGCUGAAGAAAACAUUGAGUGAAAGCAACUUGGGGAAUACUAAGGAAAAGAGUAAAAUUCAGCGUUAUAAAGAGUUAAAAAAACUUGUCAAAGAUUCUGAAAAAAAUAUGGAUGCCGUCAAAGACCCUGAUAAGAGUUCACCUUCAGGUUCUAGGGAAAAAAGUCGCACCAAAAAGGCAGAGAAAGGUAAGGAAAUAAAGGAGCCAAUCAAGAAUGUUAAGAAAAAGUCAACCACUGCAGAAACAUCUGAUACAAUAUCGUCCUCUAUGAUGGAUAAAAAACCUGAGAAACGACAUAAAGAAUUUGUGCAGAAAACGAGUGUUAUGCGUGUUUCUUCGAAUCCUGAACUGAGUUGUAGGAAAAGUGUUGUCGAGUCAGAUUUUGAUAAUAGUAUGGAGGACGACAGUGAGGAAAAUGAACUGUUAAGGAUAUUUAAUGAUUAUGAUCCUGGCGAUGAGCCAGAUAUUAUGGAUAGCAUGAAUGACCAUGUGGAUUUUGAAAUGAGGGAUAUAUCAAAUGAUGCCGUUCAGCCAAUGCCCAAAUCUAUAGGACAGAAGAGAUCAUCUGCAGAACUAGAGUCGAUUCCUGUGGGAUUUAAAAAACAGCGGGUUGCACAUCAGCCUGGUCUAGUAAUUCGACGUGCAACAACAUCAAGAAGUAAUUCAAAUCCAUUCAGAAUUUUGCCUCGUCCUUUGCAAGGAACAUUGGCUCCCCCUCCACGUCAACCUCCUCAGUCUAUUAAACCCCAGGGAGAAAGAGAUCUAGUCUCGUCAACUCAUGUGAAACAGAGAAUUACACACUACACCAAAUCUUCAGGAACUGUUUUUCAAAGACCCAGAAUAAGGCUGGAGUAUGGGGCCAAGGUUCCGCAAAGUGUGAGGCAGAAAUACCUGGAUAAACUCGUCGAUGAAUAUUUGAGUACGUACGAAGAUCAACAAGAAGCAUUCAAUAAGGCAGAAAAAGAAGAGAAGGAGAUUUACAUAAAAAGUCCAAGACGUCAAGUGUAUAUCAACUUGUGUGUAAAUCUUAUCAAGAAACUACGUGAUGUUACGGAACCAUCAGACGUGGAUGGUGGUAACAAACGUAAUCCAUUGGCUACUAAAUCAACGUUACCCAGCCCGAAAAAAAAGCUUAAAAUUGACCCCACAGCUUCGGCAAGUGUUGCCAAAGUUAUUCAAAGCGUUGAAAAUAAUGUCGAAAAUAAACCGAAGGGUGCAGUAUUUGAAGAUGGCAAGAUAACAGAGGAAGAGUUCUAUACUCGAAUGCAGAAAUAUGUAUUGGCUAAAGAGGAAUUGGAGGGAAAUGGGUACCCUCGACCCUCUAGUAUUCCAGGUCAUGCUGAGAUAACUGAUGUUUACUCAAAACAAAAAAGAAACGUAAAUGAUCCUACACGCCAUAUUUGCUGUCGAUGUGGUAAGGCAUUCGUGAUCUUAGAGUCUGGAGAAUAUCCCAAUAAAGAGGAGUGUGUCUACCAUCAUGGUCGCUUGCUUCGGACCAGAACUGCCGGGGAGAUAGUGACGUCGUAUACAUGUUGUCAAGGUGAAUCUGGAUGUAUAGGAUGCUCUAUUUCGAAGGCACAUGUUAGACCGACGUACUGGUCUGAAGAAACAGGAUUUGCUGAAACUAGACAAAAUCCAAAACCGACAAAAAAGAAAAUUUAUGCCUUAGAUUGCGAGAUGUGUUACACGUCAAAAGGCCUGGAAUUGACUCGAGUUACUGUGGUAGAUUAUAAAUGUGAAGAAAUCUACGAUACUCUGGUGAAACCAGAAAACGACAUUAUCGAUUACAAUACAAGAUUUAGUGGUAUAACUGAAGAGAGCAUGAUUGGAGUGACAAUGUCAUUACGCGAUGUUCAGUCUGUAUUGCUGAGCAUGUUUUAUGAGGAUACCAUAUUACUAGGUCACAGUCUGGAAAGUGACUUAAGAUCCUUGAAAAUAAUUCACAGUACCGUUGUCGACACUGCAAUAGUAUUUCCUCAUCGUCUUGGGUUACCUUAUAAAAGGGCCCUGAAAACAUUAAUGGCUGAAUAUGUGAGGAAAAUAAUUCAGGAUGGCGCAGAGGGUCAUGAUAGUUUAGAAGAUGCUGUGUCUUGCGUUGAGUUAAUGUUAUGGCGAGUAAAGGAAAGGGGGGAAAACAUGAAAAUAAAAGAACGAAAGAGGUGACUACUUCCAAGCAAAGAGUGUUGUACUCACAGGUGAUUGGAUAAACGGUGUCACGAUAAAUAAAGAUAGUUAUAUUUUUUCAAAGAAAAUGUGGCUAUACAAAUAAAAGUUCAUAACGACACGAGGUUUGCGUAAUGAGAGGUAUUGUUGUCAGUCUCC